AUGGCCAUGAAGAGGCUUCCAGCAGCUGCAGUAAUAAACCGGUUCACGAGGCGUGCCUCAGUAUGUGCAGAAGCUUAUAAUCCUGAUGAAGAAGAGGAUGAUACGGAGUCCAGGAUUAUACAUCCAAAAACUGAUGAUCAAAGAAAUCGAUUGCAAGAGGCUUGUAAAGACAUCCUGCUAUUUAAGAACCUGGAUCCGGAGCAGAUGUCUCAAGUAUUAGAUGCCAUGUUUGAAAAAUUGGUCAAAGAAGGGGAACACGUAAUUGAUCAAGGUGAUGAUGGUGACAACUUUUACGUCAUCGAUAGAGGAACAUUCGAUAUUUAUGUGAAAUGUGAUGGUGUUGGAAGAUGUGUUGGUAACUAUGAUAAUCGUGGGAGCUUUGGAGAACUGGCCUUAAUGUACAACACACCCAGAGCAGCUACAAUCACUGCUACCUCUCCUGGUGCUCUGUGGGGUUUGGACAGGGUAACCUUCAGGAGAAUAAUUGUAAAAAAUAAUGCCAAAAAGAGAAAAAUGUAUGAAAAUUUUAUCGAGUCACUGCCAUUCCUUAAAUCUUUGGAAGUUUCUGAACGCCUGAAAGUGGUAGAUGUGAUAGGCACCAAAGUAUACAACGAUGGAGAACAAAUCAUUGCUCAGGGAGAUUUGGCUGAUUCUUUUUUCAUUGUAGAAUCUGGAGAAGUGAAAAUUACUAUGAAAAGGAAGGGUAAAGCGGAAGUGGAAGAGAACGGUGCGGUGGAAAUCGCUCGGUGUUCUCGGGGACAGUACUUCGGAGAACUUGCUCUGGUAACCAACAAACCUCGAGCAGCCUCUGCACACGCCAUUGGGACUGUCAAGUGUUUAGCCAUGGAUGUGCAAGCAUUCGAAAGGCUUUUGGGACCUUGCAUGGAAAUUAUGAAAAGGAACAUCACCACCUAUGAAGAGCAAUUAGUUGCCCUGUUUGGAACAAACAUGGAUAUUGUUGAGCCUACUGCAUGAAGCAAACGUAUGGAGCAAGAAGACCUAUAGUGACAAAAUUACACAGUAGUGGUUAGUCCACUGAGAAUGUGUUUGUGUAGAUGCCAAGCAUUUUCUGUGAUUUCCAGUUUUUUCCUUUUUUUACAUUUACAAUGUAUCAGUAAACAGAGUAGUGAUUUAAUAGGCAAAAGGCUUUAACAUCACUUUCUAAAGAAUAGAUCAUAAAAAAUAUCGACAUACUGAUAAAAUGAUUUUCUACUCCACAAAACUGACUGAAAGGUUUAUUCAAAUGAUUGUAAUAUACUGCAAGUAUCUGUUUAAGAAGAUAAUUAAAGGAUGUUAUCAUAGGUGAUCUGUGUUUGUUUUGACUUACUCAGAAUGAUAUGUCAGUGACUGUGCCCAUGUAAGAGGGAACUCGGCAAUGAAUCAUGCUAUACAGCAUGGCAUCACAUUCUUUUUACAACUCAUUAUAUAUAUAGUAAGUACAAUUUUAAUCAUUUUUCUUUUAAAGUUUUCCUGGCUUGAAAAGUUAUAUGCUGGCCUUGGCCUACUGGUGAAAUGGUAUAAAACAUCAUAUGCAAUUUAAAAACCUUUUAUAUUUUUGCAAUAAAGUACAUUUUGACUUCUUUGGCAUAAUGUCAGUAACCAAUGGUUUUAAGGACAGGCAAUUGAGUCACUGUAAUAGGAAGAAUCUUUUUUUAAGUAAGAGAUCAUUAACACUUUUUCCCUCUGCUUCCUUUUUCAUUUGCAAUUCUCUGUAUUCUUUAUCUUUAAAAAUUUGGCUUUGACAUUUAAUGUCACCAAGUUUUUUUGAAAAGCUAUUUUAAUUUACUUGUUGUCUUCUAAAAGUCUAAGAUCUUACAUAUACUACAAAAAAAUUGUUACCAAAAAUAAUUUGGGGUCCUUAACAUCCCCACAGAUUAUUUUUGUUCUUCAUUUGGUAUCCAUAGUAGCUUUCUUUCAGACAUCUGCUCCCAUAGGGUUCCUCCAAGAUGGUAGAAAUAAAUUUUUAGAAACAAAAUCAUAUGCAAAGAUAAAAGGAAUUUCUGCCCAUGCCAAAUGUACAUUAGGCUUUGCCAUUUGCUUUAGUGCAGAAUGAACUCAACCAGAACAGAUUUUCAUCGAUGAUUUAUAGACUUAUUUUUGGCUGCAUAAGAUGAAUUAUAUUCAACCAAAGCAAUCUAGCCUUACAUUUCUAGCCUACAUGAACCCAAUGUCUAGAGAGUUUAAUUUUAACCAGUUGACUUUUAACCAAUCAAUUCCAUUUUGGAAACAUGUUUUAAAGAAAUAUAUACACAAGUAAAAUUAUUCUGUGGCUAGUGUGGUCUUAUUAGAGAAUGUUUAUGGUCUUACUUGUAUAAUGAAAAUGUGGUUUAAAAUGUGAACCAGAUUUUAUAUAUAUAUAUACAAGAAGUUGUAAAGCAUAACUUCAGCCACAUUUUAGAAUACUUUAACAAUUUUGCAAACUUUCUUGUAGGAAGAGAACUUACUACAUGAAGAUGACUUGUUUUCUUUUUUUCUUUUUCUUUUUUUUUUUUUAGACUGGGAGGUAAAUGAAUAGAGCAAUGUUUUCUAUGCAUUCAUCUCCCCUAGCCUGUGCUUCAAUGUCCCAAAGUUUAAUUAACAGAACAGGGAAGCUACUAUGAAAUUAGCUCAAUACUUUGGAUAACAUGACUUGUUUUCUGUUUGAUUUAUUUUAAAAGCCAUGUUAAUAAAAAAAACACAGGACCCCACAUUUCUGGUUUAUCAUUCUGUAUUCUAUAUUCACUAUUUUGUUGCAUAAGCUCAUUGCUAACUAUUCAUGGAAUAGCAAAAAAAAUGCCUGUUUAAUAAAGAACUCUGAGGCUGUGCCAGUUACAUUAUUUUCAGUAUUGGUUAUAUUUAAAUUUUCCUUAUUAAUAAAGCACACUUUUAUAAUAUA
Molecule: messenger RNA, 2875 nt
Organism: Myotis lucifugus (little brown bat)
Lineage: Eukaryota; Metazoa; Chordata; Mammalia; Chiroptera; Vespertilionidae
Gene: PRKAR2B
Product: protein kinase cAMP-dependent type II regulatory subunit beta
Exons: 11
Coding region: 1-975 (324 amino acids)
Biological process (GO): regulation of protein phosphorylation
Cellular component (GO): cAMP-dependent protein kinase complex
Molecular function (GO): cAMP-dependent protein kinase regulator activity
Source: RefSeq, a predicted model, not a curated record